AUGGCCUUCUCCCGGUCCCUCGUGGCCGCGGUUGCCACGCUCUCUCUUGUGAAAUCCACACAGGCAUGGAACGUGGAGCUGCCUCCUUGCUUGGAUGAAUUCAAGCCCUUUGUCGCUUCAGGUUGUUUCCAAGAUGGCACACCUGGUACCCCUCAGGCUCUCAUCUUCCGCUCAUCUCUGUCCUCUGACAACAUGACUGUUGAGCAGUGUGUUGCUGACUGUAAAGGCAAUGGCUUCCGUUAUGCUGGCCUCGAGUAUUAUGGCGUCUGCUUCUGCGGCAACACUGUAGAUGGUCCUCAGGUUGAUGACUCUCAGUGUACUUUCCCUUGCAACGGCGACAAGUCUGAGACAUGUGGAGGAAACAAUGUCCUCUCUGUCUGGCAAGACCCAACAUUCCCCACCAAGGACGUCACCAUCGGUGACUACAAGGCUUCUGGUUGCUUCACUGAUAAUUCGCAACUGGGACGUACCCUUUCAUGGUCCGCUGAUGUCGAUUCCUCCACCUUUACCACUGAGAGCUGCUUGGCUGCCUGCGAGAAAGAAGGCUUCCCGUUGGCCGGAACUGAGUUUGGAGGCGAGUGCUGGUGCGGUAAUGUCCUUGCGAAUAAUACUGCCAAGGUUGAUGAUUCGCAAUGCAAUUUCGCUUGCAACGGAAACUCGUCGGAAACAUGUGGAGGAAGAGGCCUCUUGAACUUGUACAUUGCCAAGGAUCUGGAGUCUUUGGAGCCCUGCGGCUACACUCCCCCCAGCUCCACGGUUCCUCCUCCGCCUCCUACCUCCACGAGUUAUCCUCCUCCUCCUCCUACUUCCACGAGUUCUCCCCCUCCCCCUCCUGCCACCACGACUACCUGCACGACCACCACCAAGAGCACCAGCACCACGACCACCAGCUCCGUGUGUACGGCCACCGUCACCACUCCUCCCACUUGCGAGUACAAGUGUGGCAAGUGGUGCUUCCCUCCUCUGCCUGAUUGGGGUAAUGAGAAGGAUUGCUUGAAGGCCUACGCUACUUGCGUAGCCGGCACCGCUUCUUGCUUCAUCCAAGCUGGAUUCCCCGAUGCUCUCCAGUGCUUCAACUUUGGCGCGUGGUGCGGUAACAUUCAGAAGUACUGCGGCUCGACAUGCAAGUACGGCAAGUGUUCCAAGGGUGAUUGUUGGAACCACAACCCCGGCCAGGGCGGUAGCCUCCCCAAGACGUCUACUACCGUCAUUCCUUGCCCUCCCACCACGACAUCCAAGCCUCCGGCUACCACGACAAAGCCCUCCACUUGCCCUCCUCCUCCUACCAACAUUUGCACACAGCCCUCCAACUCCAAGUAUGGAUAUGGCCCAGGCAAGCCUGUCGGUGGAAUUGAUCUGCCCAUUGUCAGCUGCAAUGACAUCUACAGCGAUUGGCGCAACAACCCCUUUAAGCUGUAUAUCGACCAGAACAGCCGCAACUGCCCCUCAUAUCCCCCUUCACGCUGCGGCAAUGCUUGCGCCGAUGCCUGCAAGGAGCAGUACGACCAGUGCACAAACGUCUACCAGAAGGGCUGCCAGGAUGGCUCCAGCGGCCGGUGGAAGCGUAACGAGGAGAUCAAGCGCUUGCUCGGCAUCAGCCAGUUCACGCAGAACUGGGGCUUUGGCGAUAACACUCCUUCCAACGCAGCCAAGAAGUGCCAGGCCCAGUAUUCUGACUGCUUGGCCGUUAACAAAAAUGUCAACCCCAAGCAGCAGUGCAAGACUUGGUGCUAUUAA
Molecule: messenger RNA, 1737 nt
Organism: Trichoderma breve
Lineage: Eukaryota; Fungi; Ascomycota; Sordariomycetes; Hypocreales; Hypocreaceae
Product: WSC domain-containing protein
Exons: 2
Coding region: 1-1737 (578 amino acids)
Source: RefSeq, a predicted model, not a curated record